Messenger RNA from Linum tenue, 4336 nucleotides. NCBI's taxonomy places the organism in Eukaryota, Viridiplantae, Streptophyta, Magnoliopsida, Malpighiales, Linaceae. The record is from the annotation of a GenBank genome assembly.
AAACAGACACACCCAACCCACCACCGACCCCGUACCCGACCCGACAAUUCAUACCCUUUUCUUUCUUAAUCUUCUUCUUCCUCUCUCUGCUUUCAAGAAGGAUCCCAAUGCUGCUUCUGCUUUCCUCUUCUCAUUACUAGUACCCUUCCUUCUCCAGUACUACCACCAACCGCCAUUCCUUCACCUUAACGUUUCUCUGUCCUCUCUCUCCAUUAUUGCCACUCAAUUUUGCUCCACCAUGUCCUCCUACUAGGCCAGCACUCAAUUACCCAGAAGACUCAACAAAAGUGGGGGGGGGAAGGUAAAAGAAAAUGGAGGUCAGUGGAAGGAGAAGAUCAGUACCUGCUGCUGCUGCGGCAGCAGGGUUGGUUAACAAUAAUAACAGCAAACCCAGUAGUGUGAUUGUGGCAGCUGGCUCUGUUUGGGAGAGCAGAAUGAAGCUCGAUGAAGUCAAAGGCGGGUUCAAGGUCUUCAAUGCCGACGACGGCGAGAAUCCCGAACCGCCGGCGGCGGUAACGGUGGCAGCGACGCCGAGGAGGUCGCCCAGGAACCUCGCCGCGGGGACGGUGGCGAGCAGUGGGAAGAGGAAGACGUGGAAAUCGGAGAGCUUCGAGGGCCCAAUUCGGUUGAGUGCGUCGGCCGAUGGAGUCAAGAAAUCGCCGAUUCAGGGGAGGAAGUUGAGAUCUGAAGGGAGUGGCGAGGGAAUUGCGAGGAGUCCUGUUCAGGUGAGCAAGAAAGGAAGAUCUGAAGUAGUGGAAAGCUCUUCCGUUGCUUCCCCGAUUCAGAUUGGGAAGGUGAGAUCCGCUGGCAAUUCUGGGAAAGAAGCUGUGAAUUCGCCGGUGAAACUGGAGUCGAAGGUCGGUGGUGGUGGUGGGAAGAGCGAUGGUGAAAUGAAGGAGGCGAAAUCUGUGCCGGAAAAGGAUUUGUUGGAGGAAUCUGUUUGUCAAAUGGAGAAGGAACCAUCUGGAAUUGGGGAAACAGAGGAGAGUUGCAGGGAGUUUGGCGUUUGUGAAGAGAAGGUGGUUUCUUCUGCGGCCGUUGAAGACGAUCGUGACGACGGCGAUCAGGAGUUUGAAGAAGAAGAUGAGGAGGAAUUCGAAGAAGAAUCGGACGAGGAAAUUGAGAAGAAGAGCUUCGAUGUUAAGGAGGUGAAUGUUCAAGAAGACGAGAAGCCGAAAGAGAAGAAAUUGGAAGUGAAGAGAGUGGAAAUUCCGAUUCCGGAGCAGAAGCCGACGAACAGAGUUGUUCAUCGUCAAUUUCAAAACAGAGCUCCACCGCCGGCACCUCCCACCGUGAAGAAACAGCCGCCGCCGGUGAUGAGAAGAGCUGCAGCUUACCAGAACUACACUAAACCCACUCCUACUCCAGCUCCAUCUCCAGCUCAAUCCAGGAGUUACCCAAGAAGGCAAAGCAAGCUCCAGAAUCUGGGUCAGAUCCCUUAUCCACAACCAUCCCCAAUCUCUCCCUCUGCACGAAAUUCGUCUCUUACUAACAUUUUCUCGGGAAAAUUCGGUUCUUUUUCAUCCUCUGCAGUGGAUUUAGUGAUGUGGAGAGACGUGUCGAGAUCGGCAUUCGUGUUUGGAAUCGGAACGUUCACCAUAAUCUCAUCUUCCUACACGCAGGAUCUCAACAUCAGCUUCAUUUCUGUGAUGUCUUAUCUGGGGCUGGUUUACCUCGCUGCAAUCUUCCUCUACAGAACCCUUAUUUCCAGGGGAAUUGUGGAGGGAGAUGAUGGUUAUGAGGACACCGGGAGCUACGUGGUUGGCGAAGGGGAGGCAAUCUGUGUGGUGAAGUUAGUUCUGCCGUACCUGAACGAGUGCCUGCUCAGAAUCAAAGCCCUGUUUUCCGGCGAUCCUUCCACCACCAUGAAGUUGGCAGUCCUGCUGUUCGUUCUUGCCAGGUGUGGCGGCUACAUUACCAUCUGGAAAAUGGCCAAAUUGGGAUUUUUCGGGGUUUUCAUACUGCCAAAAGUCUGCUCGUUGUACUCCAGCCAGUUAACCUCUUACGCCAAGUUCUGGAUUCGACGAUUUCGCGACGCGUGGGAGAAGUGCACGCACAAGAAGGCCGUGGCAUUGGGCAUCUUCACCUUGGUGUGGAACAUGUCGUCGAUUGUGGCUCGUGUUUGGGCUGUGUUUAUGAUGUUCGUGGCUGUUCGAUACUACCAACAACGUGUGGCGCAAGACAGUGAGAAUUGGGAGGAGUGUGAUGACGAUAACGAAGAAGAAGUUAUUGUAGGUCAUGAUGCGAAGGAGGAAGAUUUUGGGCCGAGACGCCGGCCCAAUUAUUUUGAAAUGAGUCUUGUGACUGAUUCUCCGGUGAGCUCAUCUGGCAGUGAUGAUUUUGCUGAUUUCCUUGACGAUCAUCUUGAUGCUGAAUCUGAUAAUGAAGACGACAAUGGAGAAGCUAAAGAUGAGUUUGCUUCUAGUUCUUCAUCCUCCUCUUCCAGCGAGGAUGAAUUCGAAGAUGAUGACCAACCUGUAAGCAAGAGGACAAAGAUUUCAGAGGUGGAGAUAGUGCAAAAUGGAGAUGCUGCUGAGGGGUCAGCUUCUCAUGUGAUCGUGGAGCAGAAAUUAGAGGCAUCAUCAAGUGCAUCUGUCAGCAAGAAUGAAUGUACACAUCCAGGGUCUUUUGGUAAAAUGUGCAUAGUUUGCGGAGCACAGGUUGAGGUUUCUGGGGUAUCAUUUGCAAACAUACACAAGGAAAUUUUGAUUGGGAAUGCGGAAGUUGCUCGAUUGCGAGAUACUGAUACCAAGAGUGUGUUGUGCCGCAAGAAGCUUUAUUUGGUACUUGAUUUGGAUCAUACAUUGCUGAAUUCUACUCUUCUUUCUCAUAUGGUCCCGGAAGAAGGGUAUCUAAACAAUCAGAUAGACUCUGUACAAGACUGUCAAAAUGGAAGCCUAUUUAGGUUGAGCUUCAUGCACAUGAUGACCAAGCUUAGGCCCUAUGUGCACACUUUUUUGAAGGAAGCUAGCCAGAUGUUUGAGAUGUAUAUAUACACUAUGGGAGACAAAGCGUAUGCACUGGAAAUGGCCAAAUUACUUGACCCGAAAAAUGAAUACUUCCACGCCAAGGUAAUUUCUCGGGAUGAUGGCGCUCAGAGGCAUCAAAAGAGUCUCGAUAUGGUACUGGGAGAAGAAAGUGCCGUUCUGAUUCUCGACGAUACCGAAAAUGUGUGGCCAAGCCAUCGAGACAACUUGAUACUGAUGGAAAGAUACCAUUUCUUCGCGUCGAGCUGUCGACAAUUUGGGUUCGGAUGCAAUUCCCUCUCUCAGCUGAAAAGCGACGAGAGUGAACCCGAAGGGGCACUUGCUGCUGUUCUUAACGUCUUGAGGAGAGUUCACCAUAUCUUCUUCAACGAAUUGGCCGACCAAACCGGUCGACGGGAUGUGAGACAGGUCCUGAAAACUGUUCGGAAAGACAUUCUAAAGGGGUGCAGGAUAGUGUUCAGCCGGGUCUUCCCAUCCCAGUUCCCAGCCGAGAGCCACCAUCUCUGGAAGAUGGCGGAGAAGCUCGGAGCUACGUGCGCCACAGAGGUCGAUCCAUCCGUCACCCACGUAGUUGCCAUGGAUCCCGGUACGAAGAAGUCGCGCUGGGCGAUGGAGAACGACAAGUUCUUGGUCCUCCCGCGGUGGAUCGAGGGGGCUAACUACCUUUGGCAGAGGCUGCCGGAGGAGAAUUUCCCCGUGAAGAGCAAUGAACCCCCCAAGUCGGAAGCUAAGGUCAAAGAUCCUGAUGCUUAGCGCUUUUAACCCUCUGAUCCAAAAGUUUUCUUUCCGGUUUUAGAAACCUCUAAUUGGAAUUCGGCUUAUAGCUUCAUUGGAGAUGUACAUAGCAGCUUCCUUUCUUCGUUGGGGAUUACAGAGAAGAACCUUUGUUGCCUGACCGUGCUCGGGGCUUUCUAGAAAGCCCAAUAAGAAGAUACGGGCUCGAGGACACUGUGAUUUGUGGGCCGGCAUUGAUCCGUAGGGGAGUCAUUAGCGGGAGAGAGUUACUGAGGCCUGGAAAUGCCAGCCCGUUUAGCGACUGUGUUCUCCCCCCUGUCUUCUCUGUGUGCGUGUGUCCAGCUCAUGGUGCGAAUCAUCGAGAGACUAGAUGGGAAUCGUCGAGAGACUAGAUUUGAUAUUUAAAGUGUCAAGAUUAACUGCAUUUUCAUGUGCAACUACAAGUUAACAUUUCAUGUUAGAAGAGAUUUUGUUCUCGAGUCCCUUCGCAGUAAUGAUUUCAUCGUGUUUCAUAUAAGAGUUUGUGAAUGUCAAACUCAGCUUUUCUCUGGUUGUUAAGCAUGUCUAACUUGUUAUUCUACAUUGAUUGCAUGUGGCACGAUACAAUCAAAAGA